Cryptosporidium ubiquitum is the source of this 2976-nucleotide messenger RNA. Its product is annotated as alanyl-tRNA synthetase. Gene Ontology annotation, molecular function: aminoacyl-tRNA deacylase activity; nucleic acid binding; alanine-tRNA ligase activity. Lineage: Eukaryota; Apicomplexa; Conoidasida; Eucoccidiorida; Cryptosporidiidae. The transcript has a single exon. The record is from RefSeq and is a predicted model, not a curated record. Gene Ontology annotation, biological process: tRNA modification; alanyl-tRNA aminoacylation. Bases 1 to 2976 code for a protein of 991 amino acids. Gene Ontology annotation, cellular component: mitochondrion; cytoplasm.
AUGAAUUCGGAAACAAAUAAAGUAUGGACAGGGGAUGAGGUUAGAAGACAAUUCGUGGAAUACUUUAAAGAAUUGGAUCACACAUUUUACAGAUCAUCUCCGGUAAUUCCCUUGAAUGACCCAACAAUAUUAUUUAUUAAUGCUGGAAUGAAUCAGUUUAAGUCAAUAUUCUUGGGAACUGUUGAACCAAAUUCAGAACUAAGUAAAUUAGUAAGAGUUGUAAAUUCUCAGAAAUGUAUUAGAGCUGGAGGGAAACAUAAUGAUUUAGACGAUGUAGGAAAGGAUGUUUAUCAUCAUACAUUUUUUGAAAUGUUGGGAUCAUGGUCUUUUGGCGAUUACUUUAAAGAAGAAGCAAUAGGUUGGGCAUUCAAAUUGUUGACCCAAGUAUAUGGUAUUUCAAAGGAUAGAUUAUACGCAACAUAUUUUGGAGGUGAUCCUAAGUUACCACUUUGUCCUCCUGAUGAAGAGGCUAAAAGAAUAUGGCUAAAAUAUUUACCAGAAGGAAGAAUAUUAUCGUGUGGUAGCAAAGAAAAUUUCUGGGAAAUGGCUGAUACCGGCCCAUGUGGUCCUUGUUCUGAAAUACAUUAUGAUAGAAUUGGAGGAAGAGAUGCAUCAUCACUGGUUAAUAAAGAUGAUCCUGACGUUAUUGAGAUAUGGAAUCUUGUAUUUAUGCAAUAUUAUAGAGAAAUUGAUACUACAUUAACACCUUUGCCCAGGAAAUGUGUAGAUACAGGUAUGGGGCUUGAAAGAUUGGUUUCUAUAUUACAAAAUAAAACAAGUAAUUAUGAUAUUGAUCUAUUUAAACCAAUAUUUGACCAAAUUUAUCAAGUCAUUUCUUCUUCAGGAGUUCAAAUUCCACCUUACUCUGGAAAAGUUGGUGAGAUUCAAGAUCCUAAUAUGAUUGAUAUGUCAUAUAGAGUUAUUGCUGAUCAUAUUCGAACUUUAACUAUUGCAAUUGCAGAUGGUUGUAUCCCAAGUAACGAGGGAAGAGGAUAUGUAUUAAGGAGAAUCUUAAGAAGAGCUAUUAGAUAUGGAUCUCAGUAUUUAAAAGCUGGCAAUAAUGGUGAACCUUGGUUUUAUAAAUUAGUUGACAGUGUUUCAAAUAUUAUGGGUGGUUAUUAUAAAGAAAUACCUGAAAAUAUCCAGACUAUUAAAGAAGUCAUUCUAGAUGAGGAAAAGCAGUUCUCUAAAACAUUAUUUAAAGGAACUGAGAGAUUUAACAAGGUCAUUAAUAAAUUAAAGUCUUGUGAAAAAAAUCAGGAAAAUGGAAAUAAUAAUAGAAUAUUCCCACCAAGUGAGGCUUUCCAAUUAUAUUCUACUUAUGGAUUCCCAAUGGAUUUGACAGAAUUAAUGGCUAAAGAACAAAACUUUGAUUUUGACCGUCAAGGAUUCCAAAUCUGUAUGGAAAACCAUCAUUUAGCUUCUGAAGGGAAAAAUAAUAAGUCUUUUGAUGAUUUAAUUCUCAAACCUGAUAUACAAAAUGCCUUACUUUUCGAUUUUGGAUUAAAAGAAACUGAUGACCAAUACAAAUACCACUCCCAGUUUCAAACUAAAAACUUUUAUUCUAACUUGAUUGCUAUUUUUGAUGGAAAUCAAUUAUUAAACAGCAUUGAAAUACAAAGUAAAAUUAUUGGAUUGAUAUUUGAUAAAACUACAUUCUAUUCAGAGUCUGGUGGACAAGUUGCUGAUACUGGUUUUAUUGAUUUUCUAUACAAUGAUUGUGAAACCAGUAAAUUUCAAGUAAUUGAUUGCAAAAAAUUUGGUAAAUAUGUGUUACAUAUAGGUAUAUUAUUAGAAGGGAAGAUUGAAAUUAAUACAGAAUUAAAGUCUUUAAUGUCUGUGGACUAUUGUAGAAGAAAUCUGAUCAAAAAAAAUCAUACAGGAACUCAUAUUUUGAAUUUUGCAUUAAGACAAAUACUUGGAAGUACCUGUGAUCAAAAAGGUUCUGUUGUUGAUCCCAAUAGAUUAAGAUUUGACUUCUCAUCUCAAAAACCACUUAGUUUGGAACAGAUUGAAGAAAUUGAGAAGAUGAUUAAUAAUAUUGUACAAGAAAAGCAAAAUGUUUAUUGUCAGAUUCUUGAAUUAUCUAUAGCUAAACAAAUACCUAAUAUUAGAGCUAUAUUUGGUGAAACUUAUCCAGAUCCUGUACGUGUAUUAUCUGUUGGUAAACCUAUUGAAUCUCUAGUCAAUUCACAAGAUGAUUCUAAUAAUCAAGAAAAGGUAUCUAUAGAGUUUUGUGGAGGUACUCAUAUUGAAAAUACCGGUGAAAUUAUUUCAUUUUCUAUUUUAAGUGAAGAGGGUAUUGCCAAAGGUAUUAGGAGAAUUGUAGCAGUAACUGAUAAUCAAUCUGAAACUGCUAUAGAAAAUGCUAAGAAGCUUCAACAAGAAUUUAAUAAACUUAAUGAAUUAAAUGGUAAAGAACUUGAAACUUUAUUAAAUUCUCUUAAGGCUAAAUUAGAUGAAACUAAAUUAUUACCUUUGGUAUAUAGAAGAAAAUUUUCUCAAGUAAUUGAAGAACAUUAUAAAAAAAUAAUUGCAGAUGCUAAAAAGAGACAAAAAGAAAGAUUAAAUAUGGCUAAAGAAUUAGCUACAAAAAUUGGACAGGAUUAUUCUCAACAUUUACCUUCAAAAGAUGAAUUUCCAAGUCUUAUUUUGAACCUUAAACAAAUUGAAGGAGAUUCAAAGUCAAUGGAUGUAAUUGGACAAGAUCUUUCUAAGAAAUAUCCAGAAACUCCAAUCAUGCUUUUCACAUCUGGUGAGUUUAAUGAUAAUGGAGUUUCUGUAAUUUCUAUCAUGCCUAAAUCUAAAUCUGAUAAACUAUCUUCAUCUAAUUGGCUUAAAUCAACUAUUGAAUUAUGCAAUGGUAAAUGUGGAGGAACGGAUCUCAGAUCUGUUGGAUCUUCUAAGAAUGGUGCUGAAUUGAUUGACUCAAUGGUUAAGCUUGCUUUAGAUCUUUUAAAGCAACAUAAUAUUUGA